Dictyostelium discoideum AX4 is the source of this 3066-nucleotide messenger RNA. Its product is annotated as SNF2-related domain-containing protein. NCBI's taxonomy places the organism in Eukaryota, Evosea, Eumycetozoa, Dictyosteliales, Dictyosteliaceae. Gene Ontology annotation, molecular function: hydrolase activity; nucleotide binding; ATP binding. The record is from RefSeq and is a predicted model, not a curated record. The transcript has a single exon. The coding region runs from base 1 to 3066 and encodes 1021 amino acids.
AUGGAAACAAAUAAUAAUAGUACUAUCAUUGAAGAUUUCGAUUUUGAUAUAGACUUUUCAACAGAAAUAAUAAAUAGCAACAAUAACAAUAACAAUAACAAUAAUAAUAUAAAUAAUAAUAUAAAUAAUAAUAUAAAUAAUAAAAAUACAGCAUUACCUCUAACAAAUAUAUCACCACCAAAAAAUGUGUCGACACAUAUGAAUAGUGGUCUUACAUUGAGACCAUCACUUCCAGUGAAGGCAGCUGCCUCUUCUUCACCCACUGUUAAUGGUGGUUCAAUAUCAACAGCGCCACCACCUUCAUCAUCAUCAUCUAUUCCCUCUCCAUCUGUACAGUCAACAAUAAAUACUAAUACCAAUAAACCAAUACUGAGCAAUAAUCAUUUAGCACCAUUGAGACCUUCAUUACCUCAAAAACCAUUACAACCAUCAAUACCUCAAAGAUCAACAUCAUUACAGCCAUCAUUACCUCAAAAACCACAAAAUAAUUUAGUUCCAUCACAGAAUGCACAACAACAUCAACAACAACAACAACGACCAAUACCAUCAAUUUUAGCAAAACCACAACCAUUACAACAACAACAACAAUCAUUUUUAAAUCAAAACCAAAAUAAUAAUAAUAAUUUACCAACACAAUCAAAUAUUUUAGCAAUUAUGCAAACUCAAUUUAAUAUUAAAAAAGAAUUAUUAUUUCAAUUAAUUACACCAGAGCAAUUUUCAUGUGCGGACCCACAAAAUACAGUACUUAGAGAUAUCUUUAGUAGUAUACCAGAUGCUUAUUGUGAUGAAUAUGAUAUUGGUAAUUGGUGGAUAUUUAAUGUUGAGCAUCACGCAUUAUUAGUUUCAAAACUUAGAGCAUUACGUCAAUCACAAUUAAAUAUAAUUUGUUUACCAAAUCAUAUUGUAAAUCAGUUUUGUAAUAAAAAAACAACAACUACUACAACUACAACCAUAAAUACUGCAACAACUAAUACAUCAUUUAAUAAUAAUAAUAAAAAUUUAAAUAUAAACUUUUCAGAAUUACCAUCAACAUUAUUACCAUUUCAAAUUAAAGGUAUUGAAUUUGGUAUUGAAAAAGGAGGUAGAUGUUUAAUUGCAGAUGAUAUGGGUUUAGGUAAAACUAUACAAGGUAUUUCAAUUGCAUAUCAUUAUAAAGAGGAAUGGCCAUUAUUAAUUAUAGCACCAUCAUCACUUCGUUUAGUUUGGGCAGACCAAAUUGAAAAGUUUUUUCCAAAUAAAAUUCAAUCAUCAGAAAUAAAUUUAGUAAUGAAUGGUAAAUGUGGUUUAAAUGGUAUGAUCAAUAUCAUUAGUUAUGAUUUAGUCACUAAAAAGAAGGAUCAAAUUUUACAAAAGAAUUUUAAAGUUGUCAUAGCUGAUGAAUGUCAUUAUAUCAAACAAUUUAAUUCACAACGUUCAAAAUCAACAGCUGAAGUAUUGAAAAGAUCAAAACGUUGUAUACUACUAUCUGGUACACCUGCAUUAUCCAGACCAAUGGAGCUAUUCAUUCAGAUAUCUUGUAUCAAUCCAUACUUUAUGCAAUGGAGGGACUAUGCAUUCAGAUAUUGUGCUGCCUUUCAAGAGAAAUUCUGUUUCAAUACUUCAGGUUGUUCCAAUAUGAAAGAGUUAAAUCUUUACUUGAAUACAUUUAUGAUUAGACGUUUAAAAGAUGAUGUAAUGACAGAGUUACCCGAAAAGAGAAGAGAAAGAAUUUUGGUAAAAUUGGAUAAGACAAAGUUAAAAGAAGUUCAAAAAACAUUGGUAGAGAUUAAUCAACAUAGAAAAGUAUAUCUUGAUCCAAAUACCGAUAUGAAAACUUCAUUCAAAAAUAAAAACUCAAGACAAGGUCUAUUCUUUAAAUUACUUCGUGAUACAGGUUUAUAUAAAUUGACAGCGGUCACUCAAUUUCUAAAGGAGAAGUUAGUUGAUGCACCAAUUGAUCAAAAGUUUUUAAUAUUUGCACAUCAUAAAGAAGUGAUCAAUGGUAUAGUUCAUAUGUUAGGUAAGAUCAAGGUUGAUAAAAAGAAAUUAGAAUUUAUUAAAAUCGAUGGUUCAACACCCGCUCAAAAUCGUAAUGACUAUGUUAAUGAUUUUCAAAAUGAUCCAAAUUGUAGGGUGGCUGUAUUAAGUAUUACUGCCGCUGGUACUGGUUUGACAUUAACCGCUGCCACUUGUGUAAUAUUUGCAGAGUUAUCAUGGACACCUGGUGUUUUAUUUCAAGCAGAGGAUAGAGCUCAUCGUUAUGGUCAAACCUCUUCGGUUUUAGUUCAAUAUUUAAUAGCAUUAGGUACAGUGGAUGAAAUGAUUUGGUCAUUAGUGGAAUCAAAGAAAACUCUAUUGGGCAGAGUUUUAGAUGAUGAAGACGGUCAAUCUUUAAAUGCUGAAGAUGCUGGUCAAUUAGAACAUGGUGAACAAAGUGUAGAUGAUUUCAUAGAUUCAUUAAUUAAAAAAGUAGAGGAACAAGAUCAAAUUAGAAAAAAAAAAUAUGAUGAUAAACAAAGAAGAAAAGAAGAGAAAUUAUUAAAACUUCAAUUAAAGAAUGGUAGUGGUGGUGGUGGUGGAGAAGAAGAUGAUAAUAGCGAUUUAGAUAAUUCUGAUGACGAUGAAGAUGAUGAAUAUGAUAAUGAUGACGAAGAUGGUAUUGAUGAAGAUGAUAUUUCAGAUGCAAUUUAUGAUGGAUCAAAUUUUGAAGAUGAAAUGAUGUCAUCAAAAAAUAAACCCAAAACCUCAAAGAAACCAGCUGCUUUAAAAUCUUCAAAAGCUGCUGCUUCUACUGUUGCUUCUUCAAAAUCAACAACUGUAAAAAAAACAAAAGAUAAAGAUACAACUAACCCAACAAAACCAUCUCCAUCAAAAGUAACCAAAAAAAAAGCAACCACCACAACAACAACAACAACAACAACUUCAUCACCUAAAACUACACCAAAUAAACCUCCAAAAAAGAAUCAAAUCCCUGUUGACUUUGAUGAAGAAUUUGAAGAUUUAUGUUAUGUUGACCUUGAUCAAUUUAAAACUUCAAAUCAACAAUCUGAUGGUUUAGAUGAUUUUCUCUUCCAACCAAAAGAUUAA